Molecule: messenger RNA, 534 nt
Organism: Helobdella robusta
Lineage: Eukaryota; Metazoa; Annelida; Clitellata; Rhynchobdellida; Glossiphoniidae
Exons: 3
Coding region: 1-534 (177 amino acids)
Source: RefSeq, a predicted model, not a curated record
AUGAAUUUUGAAAACAGAUGGGUCUUGAGAUCCGCUCUGAACUUCGCAAGUGAUGGAGAAAUAGUUAGAGAAGUAGGUAGAGAGUUCCAGAGAAAAGGACCAGAAAAAGCAAAAGCAGAUUUGGCAAAAGAGUGUUUAACACGAGUUAAGAAAAAGCGAGAAGAAGAAGACGAUCGUAAACCGGGGCGUUUAGGCACUACAUUCUUAAGGAUGGCAAGGCUGCAUCACGUGCGUCUGCUCGAUGCUGUGGGGGUAGUAUUCAUGGUGAUCGUGGGAUACACAAGAUGCAAUAACACAGCAAUCUACUGUACACGUACAAGCGUACAAACAUUCACACUUGCCAGUUACAAGCAGAGACAAAUAUUUAAGUGCGGACAUACAGAUAUGGAAACAUAUACGGACGGACAAACGCACACUAACGUAUGCACAUGCACAAAAACAAACGAGGAUUUGUUUGAAAAAACCCUACCCGGUGUUGAAUCUUUCAAUCAAUUAGACGAGAAGUGUACCAUCUGGCCGAUGUGCUCCACGUAG